GAUGCCAUACGGUUUUAUGUCAUAUUUGAAAUUUCAAUUCUUUUAAGAAGAUCCACAAGAUCUUUGUUGAUUCAAGUGUUUCGAGAAUUUGAUGCCAUGAGCCAUUCUAUGAGCAGUCCGAAGAACAUACAACUAGUAUUCGACACGUACCAAAAGGCUCGGCUAACAUUUGCCCAGGCCGUGGCAGACUUGGCCACGAGAUCUACUAAUGUAAAGUGUCUUGACAGUGCUGGAGCCCUCGAGUUGUUGCGCCCCCUGGUGUCAGACGCGAAUAGUACGGUGCGGCAGUGCGCGGUGGUAGCGGCCGCGCGGCUGGCCGAACACGACGAGGCAGUGGCGCGACAGAUGCUCGAUGGGGGAAUACUCACUACCACGCUGGAGAACCUACAUAAAUUUAAUGUAUACUACAAAAGAUCAGCUUUGUAUUUAAUAAGGGCGAUUGCAAAGCAUAAUGAAGAACUAGCGUCUAUGAUAGUACGAUUUGGAACAUUAGAACAUAUCGUAGCAUGUAUGGAAGACUUCGAUACACAGGUGAAGGAGAACGCGGCGUGGGCGUUAGGUUACAUCGGGAAACACAACGAGCUGCUCGCGGGUAAAGUAGUUGACGCCGGGACUCUGCCGCUGCUCGUGCUGGCCUUCCAAGAACCCGAAAUAAGUCUUAAACAGAUCACAGCAGGCGCUCUCGUGGAUCUGGCGAAGCACAAGCCCGAAGCCGUGGUGGACGCGGGAUCCAUCUGUCAUCUGGUACGCGGCCUUGAUAAUCAGGAUCCUAAAUUAAAGCGCAGCACGCUGUGCGCGCUGAGCGCGGUGGCGAGCGCGCGCGUUGAGCUGGCGGAGGCGGCGGUGGCGGGCGGCGCGCUCCCGCCGGCGCUGCUGCACGCCGCGCACCACGCCGCACCCGUACGUCGCGCCGCCGCGUGUUUACUGCGCGACAUUGUGCGACACUCCAUCGAUUUAGCCCAACUGGUGGUAAACACGGGUGGGUGUGGGCCGCUGGUGGAGUUGCUGUCGGAGAACGGCGGGGGCGCGCGCGUGCCCGCCUGCAUGGCGCUCGGCUUCAUCGCCGGACAGUCUGACCAGCUCGCCAUGGCUGUUAUCGAAGCUAAGGCAAUUCCAGCAUUAGUGGAAAUUCUUCAGAAUAAUGAGGCAGAAGAAGCAGAGGUGUGCGCUGCCUCUUGGACUUUGGGCCACAUCGCUAAACACUCCCCACAACAUAGUCUAGCCGUUGCUGUGGCAAAUGCCUUUCCAAGAUUGUUGCAGCUGUACACAAACCCAAAAUCAUCAGGAGAGGUGCGUGCCCGAGCAUUGUGUUGUCUGAAGCAGGCUCUGCAGUGCUGCCUACACAGACCGGCACUGGAGCCUCUACUACAUGCUGCACCUGCUUGUGUUCUCAAAUAUGUACUUGCACAGUACGCUAAGAUAUUACCAAAUGAUGCAAGAGCCCGAAGGUUAUUUGUAUCAACUGGUGCAUUGAAAAGAAUACAGGAGAUCGAUACUGUACCCGGUACAUCACUUAAGGAGUAUAUAAAUAUUAUAAACAGUUGCUUCCCUGAAGAAAUCGUGAGGUAUUAUUCACCUGGGUAUUCUGAAACAUUGCUUGAUAGAGUAGAAGCCUACACACCGCAGAUUCCUGAAUUAUUUACUGAUCGAGUACCAAGUGAUUGCCAAAGUGAAUUAACCUUAGAAAAUUAAUAAAAUCUUUUAAGUUUUUGCCCUUUACACAUAAUAAAUUUUUGAAGUGUUUAU
Messenger RNA from Papilio machaon (common yellow swallowtail), 1746 nucleotides. Its product is annotated as sperm-associated antigen 6. The record is from RefSeq and is a predicted model, not a curated record. Gene Ontology annotation, cellular component: microtubule cytoskeleton. Gene Ontology annotation, molecular function: microtubule binding. NCBI's taxonomy places the organism in Eukaryota, Metazoa, Arthropoda, Insecta, Lepidoptera, Papilionidae. Bases 97 to 1692 code for a protein of 531 amino acids. Gene Ontology annotation, biological process: cilium movement. The transcript is spliced from 14 exons.